Molecule: messenger RNA, 1779 nt
Organism: Fonsecaea erecta
Lineage: Eukaryota; Fungi; Ascomycota; Eurotiomycetes; Chaetothyriales; Herpotrichiellaceae
Exons: 2
Coding region: 1-1779 (592 amino acids)
Biological process (GO): translesion synthesis
Molecular function (GO): damaged DNA binding; DNA-directed DNA polymerase activity
Source: RefSeq, a predicted model, not a curated record
AUGCACAGACCUCCUGGCCCGCAGCGAGUCAUUAUUCACUUUGACUACGACUGUUUCUACGCCUCAGUCGUCGAAAAUGAGAAUCCCGCGCUCAAAUCAGUGCCUCUGGCCAUCCAACAAAAGCAGAUCGUGGUGACCUGUAACUAUGAGGCUCGCCGGAGAGGCCUACGAAAACUCCAGCUUAUCACCGAAGCCAGAAAGGUGUGUCCCGAGGCGGUGAUUGUCCUAGGUGAGGACUUGACUCGGUUUCGUGAUGCAUCCAAGGAUCUGUACCAUUUCCUCCAGCAGUCCAUCUGGAGCGGGAGGGCAGAGCGACUUGGGUUUGAUGAAGUCUGGCUCGAUUGCACGGACAUGAUCGACUACAACAUGGAUUUGCUCAAUCAUAAUGAUCUUUCUCAUUCCUUCUUCUGCAUGAACCGAGACGACCCUACUGUUGGCUUCGUAUAUGACGCUUCCAGCGUCUAUGGUCCUACUUAUCCGUCGAGUCCGUCUCCAUCUGCCCAGCUCUCAUCCGAGGAUGAACAGCUACGACUGCGCCUUGUGCUUGGGAGUCAUCUGGCAAGGCAUCUUCGACACGAGUUGGAGUCUCAGAAAGGAUAUACAUCCACGGUGGGAAUCGCGAUGAACAAGCUAUUGGCCAAGUUGGCUGGGAAUGUCAAUAAACCCAAAAAUCAAACAACAAUUUUGCCACCUUGUGAGCCAAGUGGCAGCGCUGAAAGCAAUGUUACCCGGUUCCUUGAUGACCAUGACAUAGGAAAGAUCCCCGGCAUCGGAUCCAAGCUGGCCCAGAAGAUCCGCGCCCAUGUACUUGGUCGAGAUGCGGCUUUUUCUGAAGGUCUAGUGUACGGUGGCACCAAAGAGUCAGUGACUGUUCACGACGUUCGCUCCUUUCCUGGUAUGAGCCCCAAGCUGCUCGAUGAUAUCUUGGCUGGUCCAGGCUCGUUUAAAGGCAUUGGUGGAAGGAUGUGGGAUCUGAUUCAUGGUGCUGAUCACUCAGAGGUGGCGAAGGUGAAGCGCAUCCCCUCGCAGAUAAGCCAGGAGGAUUCGUACUUGAAGUACCUACACACUUUCGAAGAAGUCCGGAAGCAGCUCCACAUCUUGAGUGAAAGACUGAUUCGACGCAUGCGGAUGGAUUUAUUAGAGGACGACGACGACGACGAUGACGGAAGAGGUGAAAGUGAAAAUAUGCGGCGUCGCUGGAUGGCACAUCCGCGAACUCUGCGACUCUCUACAAGACCUCGUCCACUCCCGGGCCCGGAUGGAGUACGAGCAAGGAUAUUACAGCGCACUUCUCGAUCAGGACCUAUGCCGAACUUCGUCUUCAGCCUGAGUGAGACGUCCUUUACCCUGGCCGACCGUCUGGUCGAGGAAGCACUAGUUCCUAUGUUCCGAAAACUGCAUCAUGAACAGAGCAGCUGGAAUCUCAGCUUGAUCAAUGUUGCAGCUACGAACAUGGCAGAGACAGCAGCGGAAACAAAAGAGAGCCAAGGGCGAGAUAUUGGAAGAAUGUUUCGGCGACAGGACGAAGUGCUCAAGGACUUCCGAGUAACUAUCCACUCACAAGAAGCCGAUCACUUUGAAUCGGCCAUUCCGAAUUCUCCAGCUGCUCAGUCUCCCGCCGCAUCGAGGACAGAGACUGAUACUGACAUAUCGGUAGAGGAUGGCUGGAAUUCGGAAGAUGGCGAGAGCCAGCCAUUGGAACGGUGCGAGAUCUGUGAAAACACCAUUCCGGCAUUCGCAUUGGCAGCCCAUUGGAGGUAUCACGAAUUAAGCAAUUAG